UUCCUGCAGCACAAAAAAAAAAUCAGACAGAAAAACAACCGGCAGUGUUCGUAGCCGUGUGAAAACCUGCUGUAAAAAUGAUAUUUGGGUCAACACAGAAUUAAUUUUAUUGCAGUUUUUUUAACCUUUGACACAAUGAGGACUCAGCUCGUCGGUUUUUGCCUGGCGAUUAUCGGCUUCAUGGGAACCAUUCUCAUCUGUGCUCUCCCCAUGUGGAAAGUGACGCCAUUUGUUGGAGCAAACAUCGUCACCGCUCAGGUGUUCUGGGAAGGUCUAUGGAUGAACUGCGUGAUCCAGAGCACAGGUCACCUGCAGUGCAAGGCAUAUGACUCCAUUCUCGCCUUGCCUCAGGACCUGCAGGGCUCUCGGGCUCUCAUCUGCGUCUCCCUCGGCGUCAGUGUGGUGGCCAUUGGGCUCAGCGUGGUUGGGGUCCGGUGCACCAACUUCUGUCGCUACGACAGGCCGACUAAAUCCAACAUCGGCAUAGGUGGAGGUGUGGUUUUCAUCAUCGCAGGGGUCCUAUGCAUCAUUCCUGUCAGCUGGUCGGCUCACACCAUUAUCACAGGAUUUAACAACCCCCUGCCCACAGAGGAGAGGAGGGGGGAAUUAGGGGCUUCCAUCUACAUUGGCUGGGUGUCUGGAGCUCUGCUUGUCAUUGGAGGAGGGAUACUGGCAGGUAGCUACAGAUGCUGAGGAGGAUGGGAGAAGAAGAACAAUAGACUGCCCUUUGACUGCCGUCCUUAUCUUACUAAACUAUA
Messenger RNA from Cyprinodon tularosa, 758 nucleotides. RefSeq names its product claudin-4-like. Gene Ontology annotation, biological process: cell adhesion; bicellular tight junction assembly. The transcript has a single exon. NCBI's taxonomy places the organism in Eukaryota, Metazoa, Chordata, Actinopteri, Cyprinodontiformes, Cyprinodontidae. The record is from RefSeq and is a predicted model, not a curated record. Gene Ontology annotation, molecular function: structural molecule activity. The coding region runs from base 136 to 693 and encodes 185 amino acids. Gene Ontology annotation, cellular component: plasma membrane; bicellular tight junction.